AUGUCGGUAACAUACACCGCACAGUGCUUCGUCCGACCCUCGUUGUCCUCUCUACGCUCGCCGUACGAGCACCUGACACCGGUGGAGCCCGAUAGAGCUUUCUCCCUGGCGGACGUGCUAGCCAUCAGGAGCAUCCAUCCGUUCUACAGCCCACAUGUUCUGUACCCGCCAAAUUCCGACGCCAUCCGGAAGGCGAGGAGACGUGCGGCAAGGGAAGCCGGCGAGAUGGACUUGAAGCGCCAGCCGUUGUUGUGGAAGAAGGACCUCUAUACCGCCAUUGAACGCCUCAUUAACGACCCGAGCCACCAAAACACCUUCCGCCAGAGCAUCUACACGAGCACGACUGGGGGCGGUUCCGGGUCGAAACCCCUCUUCUUCGCAACCGACGUCCACGAAAACCGCCGCCAGAGGGCGCUCUUUGGUCGCUUCUUGCGACACAUAGGGCUGGCGACGGAGAAGGACUGGAUCGUCACGGUGCACUCCGCCGGGAAUCUGUACAGGUCGUUGGACCUGACCUUGGAGCUGUUGGAAAACGCCGGCGCCACGGUGCUUGCAGCAGGACACGACAUGCCGCCCGCCGCCGUCGUCCGGCUCGUCACGCAGUACAGCGCCAACGUGUUGAGCGGCGACUCGGGCCAGAUCGUGUCCAUGGUACAUUACAUCUCGACUCUCCCGCCAGACGAGCGGGCCAAGUUCAGCAUCAACAAGAUCAUCUACACCUCGGAGAGCCUCACGGCGGCGCAACGCGCCCACAUCCGCGCCGUUCUCGGCCCGGACACCCAGAUCUGCUCCAUCCUGGGCAGCGCCGAGGGCGGGCCCUACGCGGCCAGCAGCAGCACGCACCUGUCGCGAGACCACCACCACCACCACCAGGAGGACGCCUCGUCGGACGGCGACUUCCAGGACUUCAUCGUCGACGACCGGAUGACCCGGAUCGAGAUCCUGCCGACGUGCGUGCCGGAGAACGACGCCAGCCCCGUCUCGGCCUGUGUCCCGGACGGCGAGCGCGGGAUGAUUGCCCAGACGUCGCUGACGCGGCUGCGGAACCCGCUCGUGCGCUACAUCACGGGCGACAUCGGCUCGCUGCACCGGCUCCCCCCGCAGGCGGCGGCGGCGCUCCCGGCGCGGGAGCGGCAGCACAUGUACGUGCUCCGGCUGUACGGCCGGGACCGGCGGUUCAGCUUCGAGUGGGGCGGCGAGUACUACGAGUUCCGCAACCUGGUUCCCUUGAUGAACGACGCGCGGCUGGGGAUCCUGCAGUGGCAGGUGGUGCUGGACAAGGCCGAGGGGUCCGAGGAGGCGUGGCUCGAGGUGCGGGUGCUCCGGGCCGGCGAGGACGUGGGCGGUAGCGGAAACGGCGGCGGCGGCGACGGCGACGGCGUCGUCUCCAAGGAGGAGCUCACGAGACGGAUUGGGACCUUCUUCAGCUUGUGCGCCGCCAACGAGGAGCGGUUCCGGCUGGUGUUCCUGGACGGCCUCGACGAGUUCGAGCUGUCCACCGGCGGACGGAAGGUUGUCAAGUUCAUCGACCGAUUUAAUUGA
Molecule: messenger RNA, 1542 nt
Organism: Colletotrichum higginsianum IMI 349063
Lineage: Eukaryota; Fungi; Ascomycota; Sordariomycetes; Glomerellales; Glomerellaceae
Exons: 3
Coding region: 1-1542 (513 amino acids)
Source: RefSeq, a predicted model, not a curated record